Molecule: messenger RNA, 1414 nt
Organism: Pungitius pungitius (ninespine stickleback)
Lineage: Eukaryota; Metazoa; Chordata; Actinopteri; Perciformes; Gasterosteidae
Exons: 6
Coding region: 415-1179 (254 amino acids)
Cellular component (GO): membrane
Source: RefSeq, a predicted model, not a curated record
AUAUAUCGUUUCAAAAACAAAUUAUGUUCUGUUUCUGGUAUGAAAUAUAAAAUGUUUCCACUGCUUAGCGGUGUCAAACACGAUGUGAGCAUCCUGUCAAUGUGUCUCUGGGUGCAGACAGAAGCCAGUGAGAGAAGCUCCUGUUAUGAACUCAGCAUUAUGAUCUGAGUUCAUGUAAUCUGACUGGAAGUUCCCAUCGGACCGAGAUCCCAACAGGACUGUGUUAAUUUCAUCGACUUGGUAUUAACAUGCUUAAUGUGAAUGAAUGAAAACAGUCUUGCUUCUGUUUAAUUAAAUAAAACGUUGUCUUACACUGGUAGUUACUUCCUGUUAGGGAAAAGUGAUGGCUUUUAUUUUGAAGGAAUGCGGUGGUCAACAGGAAGAAACGUUGUGCUGUGAAGGGAAGAGAGGCUGAUGUCACAAGACCCAGACUAUCACAGGUACGGCAUCAGAUCAUCAGCAGGUGUGUGGAGGACCGAGAAGAUGGCCGUCAUCACCGUGCCGACCGGCGGGAGAGGCCCAUUUUCACCACUUCGCCACAUCUGGAAGGCUUUUGGCUUGGCGGCGCCGACACACACGAGUGUCACCGCAGCUCUUGGGACCAUGCAGAUCAUGGCGGGCCUGUUCAACAUCGGACUCGGGCCGGGACGAACCAGCACAGGUUCUGGGGAUCUGAGCAGCUUGGGCGCCGCUUACUGGCUGGGUGCUGUGUUCAUCGUGACCGGGAUCAUGUCCAUCUUGGCCGGACAGUUCCCGUCCUCCUGCCUGGUGGGCUUCGCCGUUUUCAUGAACCUUGCGGGCGCCAUCUUUGCCGUCACCGGCGUCGCGCUGUACGCGGUGGACCUGAGGAAGGCCUCCGUCCUCUGGAUGUGUGAGCGCAGCGACCACGAUGCCGAUCGUCACGGCGACGACGACGACGACGACGACUGCACAAAGGUGGCGCUCUUUGCGCAGGCCGUGUUGACGUCCAUGGACACCACGCUGGUGGCCGCGGCCGUUCUUCACCUCUUUGGGGACGUUGUACUCGCUGUUCUGGGCAUCGAGGCUCUGGUCAGCGGGGAUGAAGGAGGGAGACGUGUGGACCAAGAGGACAAUAAACAAAAUGUGCAACUUGAUUUAGAGGAUUUUCAGAAAGGUGAAGCAAACUGUAGGAGAAUCGUUGCUGUUGGAUACAAUUAGCUGCAAAUUCUGGUGCAGCUAUAGUUCAUGUUUGCUAUUUUCAAUUCAGUAAAAGUCAAAUAAAAUAAAUCUCAACUUUAUUUUGGUUUUGCUUAAUGAAAGUCUCCAUUUUUCUGUGCAAACAGGGUGAUUUUGAAGAUGAGCAGUAAUUCAAGGAUGUCAUUAACCACCCUCUGAAAGUUAUCUUGUUUGAAUAAAAUAUGUAAAAUAAAAGAGAAUCAGUUGUUCAGUUUUA